AGCUCAGCAGUACUGCAGGGACAAGUUCCUCGACCUGGUAACUCUCGAAGACCACUCGGCCCUGAACUCUGUGGUCGAUAGUCAGGACUUUCCAGUCUGGACUGGGCUGCACAGAAAUGGGAACACGUGGAAGUGGGGCACAGGGCAGUCAGAGUACAGAAACUGGGCAUCGCAAGAGUCAAGGAGCAAUGGCGACUGUGUCUCCAUCUCCUCUGUGCAAAAAGAGAUGGCCACCCAAAACUGCUCCGCCCGGUUUCCCUUCAUCUGCAUCAGGGACAACCUGGUCCUGGUAAAGGAGAACAAGACCUGGGAGGAGGCGCUGCACCACUGCCGAACCCUCAAGUUUUCUCACCAACCGGGCGUUCACUACGAGCUGGUCAGCGUAAAACCCGGAGAAGACCACGACUACGUCAUGAACAAGGUCAAGGAGGCCAACAGUGAGAAGGUGUGGGCUGGCCUCCGUUUCCUGGCUGGUCAUUGGCUGUGGGUGAACAGCGCGAAAGUUUUGUACUCUAAUCUGGCCACAUGCCCCCUCGAGGGGCAGCACUGCGGAGCUUUAUCCAAGAACAACACUGGCACUGUGGAGACCACAGACUGUUUGCAGAAAUGGAACUUCCUGUGUUACCGCUCAUAGUAAUGACAUCACUACCAUCACCUGCACGGGGGGGUCACUAACACAUCCCCUCUGCACCCACCAACUCUAUGUUCACAUGCCAUUCAGCUUUUUCAGACGGUAGAUAGAUGACUGUGAACACACUGAUGGAAUAUGCAUAAAACUGAAGUGUGGUUUUCUUUACUUUUCUUUCAUUCCAAGCUGCAGCAGGUUGUACGUAGCUCAUUAUAUAUGCGGCUGAAGUACAGUCCAAAGCUACUCAGUCUACCUGCACACA
This is a messenger RNA of Chelmon rostratus (copperband butterflyfish), 890 nucleotides long. RefSeq names its product dromaiocalcin-1-like. Lineage: Eukaryota; Metazoa; Chordata; Actinopteri; Chaetodontiformes; Chaetodontidae. The coding region runs from base 227 to 634 and encodes 135 amino acids. The transcript is spliced from 3 exons. The record is from RefSeq and is a predicted model, not a curated record.